Messenger RNA from Aspergillus campestris IBT 28561, 645 nucleotides. Its product is annotated as glutathione S-transferase family protein. Gene Ontology annotation, molecular function: glutathione transferase activity; glutathione binding. Gene Ontology annotation, cellular component: cytoplasm. Lineage: Eukaryota; Fungi; Ascomycota; Eurotiomycetes; Eurotiales; Aspergillaceae. Bases 1 to 645 code for a protein of 214 amino acids. The transcript has 3 exons. The record is from RefSeq and is a predicted model, not a curated record.
AUGGUCCUCAAACUCUACGGCUCUGCCAUGUCCACCUCCCGUGUCUUGGUCACGAUUCUCGAGGAGGAAUUGCCGUACGAGCUUAUUCUCAUUGACAUCGCCAAGGGAGACCAGAAGACCGAGGUCUACAAAAAACUGCAGCCCUUCGGAAAGGUACCUGUAUUGGAUGAUGACGGGUUCAUCAUGUUCGAAAGCAGGGCUAUUUGCAAGUAUCUUGCCAGAAAAUAUCACUCCGGUGCGGAGCUGAUUCCCGAGGGCGAUGACGAGGCGUACGGCCGCUUCGAACAAGCCUGUUCAAUCGAACAGAGUUACUUUGCGGCGGCGGCCGAGACCAUCGGAACUGAGCUGAUGAUCAAACCGAUGAAAGGCCUUGGGACCCCCGACGAAGCAAGGGUUGCACAGGCCGAACAGGACCUGGAUACCGUCCUCGCCGUUUAUGACAAGACUCUGGCCAGCCAGAGAUAUCUUGUUGGGAACGAGUUAACCUUGGCUGAUCUCUUUCACUUGCCCAACGGUGCUGCCUUGAUAGCAGGGCGGUGGAAAGAAGUCUUCAAGAAGUAUCCAAACGCCGAGAAGUGGUUCAGGGGGCUGCAGGAGAGAGAGUCUUGGGUGAAGGCUGCUGGAGAGGCAGGGACUAUCCUAUAA